GGUCAAUGCUGACGUCAGCCAAGCACGAAACAGCUGUUUAUCGGGUUUGCUUGCCGGUUGUUGUGCACGAAAUGUGUCAAAAAUUAAUUUGAAACAAGAAUUUUAACUCAAAUUUGUGUUUUUUAAUACUUGAAAUAAAUACGCAGUUUUACAGCUAUGGAUUUGGACACUAUUUGCCCCGAUUUAAAUGGCUUGACACGCGCCUUAGCCCAGAUAGUGCACAAGGACUUAACAAAUGAUGAACGCCUGAGCAACAUACAGCCGAAGUUGGAGCGGGAUACGGGCGAGUUUUAUUGGAGCGCCCAAAAUAAGGAGCAUCAACAGAUGAUGGCAUAUAUCCCCACACAGCACUCCAAGGAUCUUGACUUUGAGCUGAUAAAAGUGCUGCAGCAGAAGCUGUUGAACUGCAUUAUCAUUGUCGCCAUAGUUGAUACUACGGGCAACAUUCUGUACUAUCAAAUGACAGAGGGCUUUAAGGAAAAAUAGUUUGGGCAUUGUGUCUUUAAUCUGGUUAUUAUUCGCAAAUCUGUCAAAUUUCAAAGCUUAAACUUUCUUUAAGCCCUUGUGUUGUAGAGGAAAACUGCAUUUAUUAAAUAGCGAUAGAUACAUUUAUUCAAAA
Molecule: messenger RNA, 619 nt
Organism: Drosophila montana
Lineage: Eukaryota; Metazoa; Arthropoda; Insecta; Diptera; Drosophilidae
Gene: Tsen15
Product: tRNA splicing endonuclease subunit 15
Exons: 3
Coding region: 157-486 (109 amino acids)
Biological process (GO): tRNA splicing, via endonucleolytic cleavage and ligation
Molecular function (GO): nucleic acid binding
Source: RefSeq, a predicted model, not a curated record